This is a messenger RNA of Symbiodinium sp. CCMP2592, 6297 nucleotides long. Lineage: Eukaryota; Dinophyceae; Suessiales; Symbiodiniaceae. The record is from the annotation of a GenBank genome assembly.
AUGUUAGUGCUUAGACAGCGUGCGCCUGUGGGCGCGCGGCGUGCGUGUGGUGCCUGGAGCAUUUGCUGGUCGCCGAGCUUGUCUCGGACUUGGUCUCCGGGCUGGGAGGCUCGGGCCUUCGCCGGCCGUGCCUCCAAGACGAAAGAGGCGCAGGCUGCAGUGAAGCAAGAAGCUAAAGCAGACGAGGCGCCAAGUGCAGAAGCCACAUCGCCACCCAAGGAGGCUGGCAGCGGUGGCCCCGGACAGGGCGUGCCCAAGGCGUUGCUGGUGCUGCCCCUCUUCAGGAAGCCGGCCUUCCCCAAUUUCAAGCAGGUCUUGCAGGUGCGGGAGCCGGAGGUGAUAGAAAUCCUGAAGAACGUGCGGAGCAAGGGCCAGGGCGAGUACAUUACCGGAUUCCUGGCCAAAGAGCACGCAGGAAUGGAGACCUCCGCGACCACCGGAGGCGACAAUUCCUCGGUCCUGCGGCGGGAUGCCGGCCGUAUAGCUAGCGCAUCUCUGCUGGAAGACGUGGGUACCGUGCUUCAGGUACUGGAUCUGACCACCUAUGGAUCCAAUCAGGGUGGGCAAAUCACCGUGAUGCCCCGAUACCGGGUCCGGCGUGUAGGCACGCUUUCACAGCCGAGCCCCCAUGUGGCCUUGCCGGCAGUUCACCUGGAAGCAAUUCCUGCAGUGCAGGAGUUCGAAGACAAGCAGGCGCAGCAGCAGGCUCUUCUGGAGCUGAUCGCGCAGAUGAAGAAGCUCUUGACAGCUUCGCCUUUGCACCGGGAGCAGCACGACCAGGUGGUGCAGCACUUCGACAUGGAAGAUCCGGUGCAAGUUGCUGACCUCGCGGCUGGGAUCUCUUCGGGAGACCGGAAAGCUUUGCAGGAUGUCCUUGAGGAGCAAGACGCAAAGAUCAAGAUGGAGAAGGUGCGCAGCGUCUUAGAAGCCGACCUCAGCACUGCGAAGCUCCAGUCGGAGGUCAAGAGCAAAGUGGAGGAGAAGGUGGCCAAGGAGCAGAAGACAAAGAUCCUCUGGGAGCAGAUGCGUCAGAUCCAGAAGGAGCUGGGCAUCGAGAAGGAUGAGAAGCAGACGCUGACCAAUCAGUUCCGGGAUGCCAUCCAAUCCAAGGAGGUGCCAGAAGACGUGCAGAAGGUCAUCGACGCAGAGCUGGCGAAGCUGAAUUCUUUGGAACCCUCGUCUUCGGAGUUCAAUGUCUGCCGCACCUACUUGGAGUGGCUAACUUGCCUUCCGUGGGGUGUAAUCACUACCGAAAACCGUGACAUCAAACAUGCCGAAACAGUCCUGGAUGAGGACCACUAUGGCUUGGAGGAUGUGAAGGAGCGGAUUCUGGAGCACAUCGCCGUGAGCUUCCUGAAGGACUCGACCCAAGGCAAGAUCAUGUGUCUGGUCGGCCCGCCGGGGGUGGGCAAGACCUCGGUGGGCAAAAGCGUUGCGAGGGCUUUGGGGCGCAAGUUCUAUCGAUUUUCAGUUGGCGGAAUGCACGAUGUGGCGGAGAUCCGCGGGCAUCGCCGAACGUAUGUGGGUGCAAUGCCGGGCAAGCUGAUCCAGUGCCUCAAGAGCGUGGCAUGCUCCAAUCCGGUGGUGCUCAUCGAUGAGAUUGAUAAGCUUGGCCGAGACAUGCGGGGUGAUCCGUCCUCGGCGCUACUGGAAGUGUUGGACCCGGAGCAGAACAACAGCUUCCGCGACCACUAUCUCGAUGUGCCGGUGGAUCUCUCCAACAUCCUCUUCCUGAGCACGGCGAAUGUCCUCGAGACGAUCCCAACGCCACUCUUAGAUCGGAUGGAAGUGAUUCGAAUUGCCGGCUACGUGUUUGAGGAGAAGCUUGUGAUUGCCAACAAGUACUUGAUCCCCCAGACGGAGGAGCAGAGCGGCGUCGGUACGGAGCGGAUCCAAAUGCAGGAGGAUGCUCUCCACAAGAUGAUCAAGGACUAUGCCCGUGAGGCUGGUGUGCGCAACUUGCGACAGCUGCUGGAAAAGGUCAGCCGCAAGGUGGCGCUUGACCUCGUAAGGCAGCAGAAGGCGAACCCCUCCAACGAGCAGGGCCCUGCCGUCAUCGACACGGAGAACCUGACCCGAUACAUUGGACAGCCGCUACACAUGUCGGACAAGCUCUACUCGUCGGGCACACCGCCUGGGGUGGUUAUGGGCCUGGCGUGGACAGCCAAUGGGGGUGCCACGUUGUACGUAGAAGCCCGGGGUCGUUUGCCCGACGGGAGGGUGCAAGGGGGUAUGGCUUCCCUGACGCAACGACAGGAGGAGGAGAGCCGAGCCAGCACGGAGCAGCCACAGAACGGUGCGGGAAAGGGCCACAUGCAGGUCACCGGACAGCUGGGCACUGUGAUGAGCGAGUCCAGCUCAAUCUCCUUGACGUACGCCCGGCUCUUCAUGCGGGAGUUGGACUCCAACAACAAAUUCUUGGACACUGCCAGCAUUCACCUUCAUGUCCCUGAGGGCGCCACGCCGAAGGAUGGCCCCUCGGCAGGGGUGACGAUGACUAGUGCCCUCGUCAGCACCGCCUUCGAUGUCCCACUGUUGGAUGACAUCGCCAUGACAGGCGAGUUGACGUUGAUGGGCAAGGUUCUCAAAGUCGGUGGCAUCAAGGAGAAGGUGAUCGCAGCACGUCGUGAAGGGGUGAAGACUCUCCUCCUUCCACGGCAGAACGAGGCUGACUUCAUGGAGCUCAAAGAAUACCUCCGUGCUGGCAUGACAGCCCAUUUCGUCGACCACUACGACGACGUGUACAAGCUGGCUUUCGACCAGACCAAGGUGCCCCCUUUGUCGGCACCUUCGAGGGGCCUGCCCGUGAUCACGGUUGUCACUCCUGAAGAAGUGGUGGCUGAGAAGGUCAGCCAGAUCCGCUGUCCCAGCAGCCUCUGCCAACAGGAGCUACCCGUCGGGCCAGCAUCACGACCGCCCAUCCCAUUUCCGUGUGUGGCCGCCGGAAUGCUGUGUCAAGAGGAAGAGGAGCGGUGCUUCUUCUUGGACGGCAAGUCUCAAAACCCAAAGCAUCAUGAGAAACGGUCGAAAUAUGUCCAUGCCUCGAAGAACCGAAGCAAUGAGAUGUUUGCUGGUUUGCACAGUCAAAUCGCGCGCCGUUGGCAGACUGUGCAAGAGCUCGUCCUCGAAGACAUUCGCAUCCAGGAGGAUGUGGCUGAUGCUUGCAAAGAGAUUUGGAACCGGUUCAUUGCAUCUCAGUCAAGCCGCGACGCAGCGGGGGAAGCCAUCUACUCCGCCGUGUUUGAUGCUGCUCCCAGCCUUCAGGGGCUCUUCAAGACGCCAAGGUCUGUGAUGGCUAUGCGAUUUAUGAAUGGCUUGACCAGCAUCAUCAAUAUCUGCCACAAUCCAUCUGGGCUGAGGGCGCAGGUUGAAGCCCUGGGUUUUCAGCAUCUCGACCUUGAGGUGACGGCCCCUCGGGUCGCAAUUUUCCGGGAAGCCAUCGUCGAUCUCCUUGAGAUGGAGCUGCCGAAUGGACUCCCCUCUAAAGCACGGGUUGGCUUACAGGCGCUCCUGAACUACUCAGGGGGCGCGUACAUUUACAUUCGCCGCGAGUACUCCGCUCGCAUCAAAAUCAUCCAGCGCAGCUGGAGGGUCGCAAACAACAAGGCCUCCGAAGAGGAGCAGGCAGAGGAAGCCGGCGCAGCCACUGCCGUAGUGGCGGACAACGAAGAUCUGCUGCAGAAGUCGGCCGAGGAGAAGACUCAGCGUGCUGCUUCAAAGGAUUCCACCAAAGACAGCGAAGGUGCUCCGUCGCGCCGGGACUCUAAGAACGAGGCCAUGAGCACAGUGAAAACCACGGCCACCGAACUCAAGGUUCCCACAACUUUUAACGAGAUGUUCCUGUUCAAUGCUGCCGUGAUGGGUUUCGGCCAAAGCACCUGGAUGCACCUCGUGCUAGACCAGUUUGACGACAUUGUGAGCAAUGUGGCGAAUUCAUACCGCCUGCAGGAGGAGUGCGACGUGCUGUCUCUCGUUUUAGCACAGCAUCCGGGCUCCAUUCGCCUCUCCGAGUUCAAAGCCGUCAUGCUGGCAUCUUUGAGGUCCCUUGUGCCCAAGGAGUGGGACUCCAACCACGAGGUCGCGUGGAACUGGCUCUGGGAGAACGUGGAGCGAAUGCUUCGAUCUCACAUCGGCAAGCCUCAGGCUCACGAGGAGGCGCUGGGCCGUUUCAUCCUGAGCCUCUCGGAGACUUCGAUUCUCUUCUUGCGCCAGGAGCUCUACCGAAGGUUCUUCGCUGUUGCCCCGGCCGGGCAGGACCAUUUCAAACAGUCCACCACAAGGCUAUAUUUCAUUGCCGACAAGAUCAUCGAGAUGACCGUGGAAAUCUUCCGAACUCCGCGGCAGAUGGUCGUCGACAUCUCCGCCCUUGGUCUCCGCCACGUCGGCUACGAAGUGCCCACAGAGCUGUUUGCACCCUUCGUCUCUGCAGCAGUUGAUGUCGUGCGGGGGAUGACAACGGACGAUGUGGCCGAAGCAGCCUUCCGCUGGUCACUCACGCUGGUCUCGAAGAUCUUGGUCCGAACGGUCUUGGAAGGCUCCACGAUUGUAAUGAGGGCCAUCAACACCAACCAGGAGAAGGCGCUGCGCAAGGCGAUCGCCGUGGCGCCGCGCGGGCGGAGGGCCACUGAGCUGCUGGAGAUCCGGGUGGGCACCCAGUCCAUCUCUCCUCUCUUCUGGGCCAUCGAGAGUGGGAGCCUGAACUGUGGAAAGGCCAUGAUCCAGGACCUGCUAACGAUCCGUGCGGACCGCGACAACUACUACUAUGGCUGCGAUGAUCUCUUCAACCGCCAUCCAAACAUCAUUCAGAAGCUUUGUGCCGAGGCUCCAACCAUGCUUCAGCCCCUCCUGGAUGGACUCGUUUGGCGCUCGCGUAUCACUUUCCAAGGAAGGCGGCGUGUGAACUACUACCUCAAGCACUUGGUGCAGAAUGAGGACGGCCGCUUCAAUCAGGCCCUCGAGUGGCUCGCAGAUUUCAAAGACCCGAAGAUCAUCAGCCACUCCGUCGUGGCGCUUUUCGCAGACAUUGUCUGGAACCGACUGGCCAUGUAUUACUUCCUGCUCACGAGACUCUACUUCUUGCUGACCCUCGUUGUCUUUGCCACCAGCCAGGCCAUCUUGGGCAGCAGCGAUGCGUCGACCCACACCAAGGAGGAGAACAUUGCCAUCUUUGCAUGCCGCUGUUUUAUCUACGUUGGCAGCAUGUGUCAGAUGUUCAUCCGCGAGACUCGCCUCUUCGUGAACGACUGGCGACAUGGAUCCUGGGAGAGGCUCUUCAAUAAGAUCCCUAUCCCAGAGUUCCUUUGCAGUGGCCAAGAAGUCGGCAACAUGCUUCUGCUCUGGAUGUUGAUAUUCAUGUGCAUCCAGGAGCCUAUCUGGUGGUGCAUCCCUGACACCUAUGGAGACUACCCCGGGUCGGGGCUUUUCAACACAGCCUGUGCUGCGGGCGAGCAACACAAAGAGGUUUACGCAGCAUUCUCUUGUGCAGCCAUGCUGCUGUAUUGUUUACUGAUCCUGGAUCUCAGUAUCGUCUCCAUGCGGAUUUCUGCUUUCGUCCUGGUUUGUGGACGGGUCAUCGCCGAGGUGGGACUUUUCUUGAUGGCCGCCGUUUUCCUCAUCCUGGCUUUUGCUUUGGGCAUUAGCGCCCUCGACAGGCAGAGCCCGAGCUUUGAAGGCAUCGGGAAUGCAGCCUUCUCCCUCUUCGCCAUGACGCUGGGGCUUUAUCCCAGCGAAAACCUAGGGGAGCUCAAGGACACUGUAGGGGUGCUGAUCACGGUGUCCGUGUUCACCAUCCUGAUAGCGAUCUUCUUGCUGAACCUCCUCGUCGCCCAGCUGAACCAGGCCUACCAGCUCAUCUUCCCGGACAUGCAGGGCUAUGCACGCCUGAACCGAGCUUCGGUGAUAGUGUCCACCGUGGAUCAAGUGUCGCAGAGAAGAUGGUCCCGAUUCUUGGAGAGCCUGAACUUGGAUGAGCGACUGGAGUUUAACGAGGGCGACGUGGGGCUUGCAGGUGGCAUCCAGGUCAUGGAGCCCUCUUGGGCGAACCCAACGACGGUAGACUCCAUCCGUCGGUUUGGUGGCUCGACGUCGACUACCAUGCCCUGGCCAGAGGAUGAGAAGAUGUACAGCGAAGAGGACCGCUUUGAGCGCUUGGAGAAGCUGAUGAUCAGAGCCACGAAGGGCUCCAAGAAGAGGGGCAAUCGCCUAAGUGCUGUUAGUAGCGGCGGCGCUUCCAACAGCAGCGGCAAGUCGUGCGGCUCCAGCUCAAGCUCUGACCAUCUCACUGAUGAAGGGCCCUAG